GAUUCAAGCCAAAACGUACCCAAAACGAACGCGACGCGAUUAGCAAGGAUUACACAAGGAUAACUCACAAAUACACAAACGCACACACACACACACACACACAUACAAACAUAUAAACACAUUAUACGAAAUGCGCUUCAUAUCGUCUCAAGUUGUGCUGGGCUGCGUCAUCGGCGCCGCCUUACUGAUCCUGGCCGAGGCACGUCCUCAGUACGGCUAUGAGCAGCCACAGGUUGGCGACUUAAUUAGUGGCGGCAUUGGCGUUGGAUUGCCAAAUCCUGGUCAGCUGCCGCUGUCAAAUCAUGCCGGUGACAAAUAUCUACCGCCGGCCAGCACCACAUCGGCUCCGAUAAUCAAUAAGAAAUUCUAUUUGGUGUCAGCGCCAGAGGAUCGCGGCAACGAUGGCAAAGUGAAACAUUUGGUGCUCGGCAGACCGCAAAAGAACUAUCGCGUUGUGUUCAUCAAGGCGCCUGCAGGCGAUAAUGGCAAUGUGAAGUAUUCGGCCGAGUUUGCGCCACAGGAGGAGAAGACCGUCAUCUAUGUCCUGAGCAAGAAGGAUAACGAUCUCGAUGCUGGCGAUAUUGCAACACCAGCGCCAACGCAGCCCAGCAAGCCGGAGGUGUUCUUCAUCAAAUACAAGACCGACGAGGAGGCCAACCACGCACAGAAGGAAAUUCAGGGACAAUACGAUAAAUUGGGCGGCACUAACGAGUACCAGGAGGAGAACAAUGCACCAAUCACAUCGGUUAUUGGCAGUCUCGAAGGCCACAAUCCCGAUGGCAGCUACAACUAUCGCCAGACCAGUCGUCCGAGCAUUCAUCCCAGUGCUCAAUAUCUUCCCAGUGCUUUGAGGCUUUAAAGGACACUCAUUUGCUUAACUCCCCCCACCAGCACACGCACGCACACACACACACACACACACA
Drosophila grimshawi is the source of this 923-nucleotide messenger RNA. RefSeq lists its product as uncharacterized. NCBI's taxonomy places the organism in Eukaryota, Metazoa, Arthropoda, Insecta, Diptera, Drosophilidae. The coding region runs from base 131 to 859 and encodes 242 amino acids. The record is from RefSeq and is a predicted model, not a curated record. The transcript has a single exon.